AUGAUUGAUACAAAAAUUUUGCAGUUCUUGGCGUUGAUCGCAUUCGUAGUGGUGGGCAGUGAGGCGCAUUAUCCUUAUGGUCGCCAAUACUACAACAACCACCAUGGCGGUUACAACAAUCAAAAUGGCAAUUUCAACAAUUACAACAACAACAAUAAUAAUGAGUACAAUAACAACAAUAACAAUGUGAAUAGCAAUUACAACAACAUCAAUAACCAUAACAAUUUAAACAGCAAUUACAAUCCCAAUAAUCUUCGAAACAACAACAAUAAUAAUCAGAACGAUAACAACAACAGACGCAAUGCACACAACAACAAUCCGUUGUUGGCAAUAAAUUUGCCAAAAAUCUACUUGGGCGAUUUCGAGUAUAUGCCUACGCCCGACGGUUAUCGCUACUCUUACCAACUGGCCGAUGGUACACGGCGCACUGAGGUCGGCCAAAUACCCAACAUCGCCGCCAAUUCUGGUAUCUACAUGUCAGACGAGCGUGCCACAGCUGAACGUACGGCCCUACGCAUGCGUGCAAGAGCCAAUUCGAAGAAUCGUAAAUUAUCACCGAAAUCACUGCAAUCGCUGGCGGGCUGA
Messenger RNA from Bactrocera tryoni, 585 nucleotides. RefSeq lists its product as uncharacterized. Lineage: Eukaryota; Metazoa; Arthropoda; Insecta; Diptera; Tephritidae. The transcript is spliced from 3 exons. The coding region runs from base 1 to 585 and encodes 194 amino acids. The record is from RefSeq and is a predicted model, not a curated record.